CCUUCUUUGCUGAUCGCCAAGCGUGCCUUUGGAAAGAAUGGAUGACAAGCAGAAGGACGACGCCGACUUUGCGCCGCCUUCUCGUCGGCGAUCCAGGCGAGAUGGCAAUGAGCUCCAGGACUCCGGCUUAAUGUCCGACAAGUCCUCCUUCAGAGGCGCAUCAACUGCGGCUUCACAUCCCGCUGACACGUUCUCUGGCCUCAACUUAUCCUUCGGCUUCACGCCCAUGCAGUUCGAAAAGCUCGACUUGCGAGGCAAUCACAAGCCUGGACCCGGUCGAGAAGGCAUGGGGUUGAGUGAGCACGCCAUAGAGUCGCUGGUGCUAUCCGUCGAGAACAUCACACAUCUCGACUUGCGCGGCAACCGUCUCACUGCGGCCUUUGGGUGGAAGCUCAUCAAGGCGAUGAAAAAGAAGUACUUGAAUCUCGAGUUCUGCAAUGGAAUUCCUUUGAGGGCGCUUCGCAUGAACACCAUCGACAACUUGGACCUGUCUCCCUGUGCCAGUCAUAUCGGCAUGCCCUGGGGAGAGGACUCGAAGGAGGCAGCCAUGGAGUUCGCGAACCGGGGCAUGUACGGCAUCGAGGUGGUGGGCGCGAUUUUCCUAGCGCACUUUCUCCGCUUGAACACGUCUCUGACCAGGUUUAACUUCAGGCUGAACCAUGUGGAGAAAGACGGCGCCAAGGCAUUGGCGCAGAGCUUGCUGGGCAACGCGCAGACAGUGCUGCGGACGGUGAACACUAUGGGGCCGACAAAGAUGAAGCCGGGAAUCGACUUCGGCCACUUCAAGACUGGACAACUGACGACCGUUGACCUCUCCAAAAGAGGCAUGGACGAUGAUGACUUUGUCUUCCUGGAGGAGUGGCUGCGUCGCUAUGACUGUGUCACCGAUCUCAACAUCUCCUGGAACUUCAUGUCCCGGGACGGUGUCCGCAAGCUUGCCCGCCACAUCAAGGAGUCCAAGGUCCUCACAAAGCUCAACUGUGUUGGCCUGCCCGUCACCCUAGAGGGCUCCGGUCUCAUCGCGCGCUCCGUGGUGGAGAACCACACCCUUCGGCAAGUGGGGCUGCCGUUGGGGCAUUGCCACGACACCCCGGAGCGCCAGCAGAUGCUGCAGCAGCUGGGCGUGGGGCUGGCGAGCCACCCCACGCUGCAGAGCUUCGCCUGCACCCGCACGCCCAACCUGGAAUAUGCCAGCUUGAACGAUGCCAGAGACAACAAGAUGCGCGCCGUGCCGCCGGAGCGGAGCGGUGGGUGGCCCCGCUCACAGCUGGCGGUGUUGAUGUGGUUCGUCUCCGCCACCAAGCCUGACCUGGAGAGGCUGACCAUCGGUCCAUCCGGCAAGCCCAAGGUGGAGUAUCCCAAGGAGGCUUGUCAAGGGGCCAAUGGUGACCUCAUCCCCGCCGCCUUGGGCAUCCUGCACGACGCCGGUCACCGUCUCCAGCAGGUGUCCAUCGCCUUGCCUGUGGGCUAUGGCCUGCGCACCAUGGAGCUCAUGCGCGUUCUCACCGUGUGCAACUCGAUGAGGGCUCUGAAGAUCCUCGGGUAUGCCUCUGUGGCCAUGAAGGAAUCCCAGCUGCCGCCGGAGUGGAACAACCUGGGCAGCGCGCCGCGCUGGCUCUUCGAGGACCGCUUGCAGCGGAAGAGGACGCACUGGCAGGCACUCCAUGGCCUCGUGUCGGCCCUGCCACAAUUGGAGCAGUUCAACGACUUGGCUCUGGGCGGUCCCAGCAUGCGCGAGUCGCCGGAGCUCACAUGUUUGCUCCUCAUGCAGUGCCUCGAAGGCGUCGCCACGGACCUUACGGAUGGCGCCGGCUCCGAGGCAGUGCUCAGGGCGAGUUUGCAGGCAGAGGCGGAUGUGGACUCCUUUUGCGACGUGCUUCGGCUCUUAAGCCGCACCCCGCUGAUGAUCGACCUGAACUUCUCAGAUAAGCGAACAGAGAUGGUGAAGUCUCAGCAGGCGCGCCUGGUGCCGCACCUCUCCGGGCAUGGAGAAGGCGUUCCGCGCUUCACCCACGCGAUUUCGCUGAGGAACAGCGUGGUCAGCGAGGCUCUGCUUCAGGGCCUGGAUUGUCACGCGCCGCUCCGGGAGUUUGGUUUCGAGAACAUCUCAGCUGUCCUCCCAUCUCUUUUUGCAGCCAUGUGCGGCCGGGAGAAGCCGCUGCCGGUGGAGCGGAUUCGCGUGGACCCAAAGUGGAUUACCUCCAGAUUUGCCAGGAAGCGGUUCAAGAAGCGCCAGCACAGUUGGCUGGACGGCAUUCAGGCAGCCAUGAUCCGCAGCGAACGCUUUGUGGAGUUGGUGAGCGCUGGGACUUCCAUCCCGCAGCAGGAGAUUGAGAGUAUGUCUCCCAAAGAUUUCGCAGACGCUCUCACCGGAGUCGCCUUGGAGGAUCCCUUUCCAAUUGAGGUGGACAGACUGCAUCCUCCCCACAUGCAGUACCUGUGCUUUCCCAGCCGCAGAGCCUUCGAGAAUCCCCCGGAAGAUCCGACGCAGAACCUUUGGGUGCCGUUGCCCAUGGACGAAGAGGCUCGGAACGAGCUGCGGCUUGCGAAGCUCUCGUUUGCCAUGUGCGGCUUGCGGCAGCAGCUGCAGUUGCAGGCACGGCCCGAUGAAUGGCCUGACUCCUCAAAGCCUUUGUGGUGCGGAAAGGGGAGUCACCUGCGCUUCGCGCGACCGGGGGAUGAGCUGGAGGCUGCCGAGCCUGACACCGAUGACACGGCGCCCGUGCGCUUCCACUGGCGUCCGGACCUGCGUCUGGGCAGCGCUUUGGCCUGCGCCAUGAUCUCCGAGGAGCUGCUGCCGAACGAGCCCAGCUUCGCGGAGAACUUGCUGCACGAGGCGCUGCGCAGUCUGCUGCACGAGGACUCCACGCUGCACGAGCUGGACAUGCGGGGCAACGGCCUCACCCGCGAGGAUGCGAACCUGUUGCUGGAGCUUGUGUGCAACCACAAGAGCCUCGUUCGUCUGAACCAGAUCCCAGUGUUGGAGGAGGAAGCGGCGACCUGCCCAUCGCUGGUUCUGGACGGCCUUGGCAAAGAGCCCGAGAAGCCCCAGGUUGAUGAUCCCUAUGCAGAUGACGAGCAGGAGGAUCCGACGGAUGAAGCCUUCGUAAAAGAGGUGUUCCAGCAUCAGUUUGCCAAAAUGGACGAAGGUGACGGCUACAUUUUCCUGCAGCUGGUGGCUCCGAACUCCUUCCCUGAGCUCCGUGAGGUCACGCUCCGCAAGCUGGAGAUCCCGCAAGAUUCCACGCUGGCACAUAUCACGGACGCUCUACUGAACUUGCGCUCGGUCGAGGUGCUGCGCCUCUCAGACUUGCGACUCUCGAGCCGGGGGGCCAGCCUUUUGCUCCAGGCGGUAGCGGAGCUGGCGCCGCGCCUUACCAGCCUGAACGGGCUGCCGUUGGCAAGACUGGUGCAGCUGAAAGACCACCCAGAAGGCAAUCCGCUGGAUCUGUCGGACAGCAUUGAAUGGAAUGACUUCACUCUGGGCGUCAUGGCGCGGCUAAACCUCUGGUCUGUGGUCAGCUUUCAUCACGGUGCAGGCGGCACAACAGAGCUCAAGUUGCAAGGUCAUAGCUUUACAGACGUUGGCCUCCGGGGGCUUUGCGCCAUGCUGCGCCACUUUGCCGGGCAGGGCACCGCUCGAAGCAGUAACGUCAACCUGACCAAGAUCGACUUGUCUGGCAACAUGCAGAUCACGGAUGCCACUGUGGCAGACUUGUGUCACACGCUCAAGACUCCGCUCAUGGGCAGCACCUUGCGCCUCAAGGAGCUGAACUUGCGGGGCUGCCUGCGCCUGAAGACUCGCUCGGCGUACGAGCUGCUGAAUUUCGUCCAGCACAUUCGGGAGGCUUCUCGAGAGGCCGGAGCCCUGCCCAGCACACUGCGCAUGGUCAACGGCAUCGACCUCGAGGCUUUGCAGGCAGCGCGCAACGCGGGGACAGCCUCCCGAACCACUGCGCCGCCUAUGCUGUUGCGAAACUUUCUGGAGCCACAGCCAAAGCAGCAGGGCAAAGCCCAAUCGCUAUCCUCGAUGUCAGAGUGCGACGUGCACUUUUUUGCUGGGGUGAUGCACCAUUUCCAGAACAUUCCCUACUGCCACGUGCACAUCAUGAUUCCUCCCAAGUUGCUGCAGGAUGACGGCCUCGGCGAAGUGUGGGGCAGGCCACCACAGCAUGCCAAUGCGCCCUGCAGCAACGACAGCCCCUUCCCCCCGCCGGUGGCCGGCGGACGCCUGGCGGCUGUGGCGGCCCAGCUGCAGGCGCAGGUCGACUCCACCUGCCGGCUCUUCGAAGCCUGCCCCAUUUUGGCGGAGCUUCGGGUGUCCGUGGUGCCUGCCGUUCCGGGCUGUCAGGAGAUUCUGUCUGGAGCCGGACACGAAGCCCUUGUCACGUCGGGUGCAUCUGGGGCCUCUGCAAUGGACUGCUUCAGCACCGCCAAGCAGAAGCUGCAGGAGAAGGCCGCCAAAAAGCGGAAAGGGAAGCAAGGCGAAGGCGUGGCGAAGGCUCUGUACGUGAACAACAUCAACCGGCAGCGGCUUCACUGCUGCUUCAGAACCCUUUACGGGAAGGACGAUGCCGAGCUGGCACAUGGCGACAUCAUGUCCGGGGCAGAGGCGACCAUCAGUUUGCCCAGCGAUGUGGAUGUGUCCAACCUCUUCUCCGUUGCCACGUCUGUGGACCUGCAGCAUCUCGACCUGAGCCCGUCGCACAUCGCCAAGCUCCCGGAGCUCACGGAGAUGCCAGCGCUGACGCAUGUGAACCUCAACAACAAUCACCUUGGCGACGUUGGGGUGGAGUUGCUGUUCAGAGCGCUCGUGGACAGCGGCAGCAGCAUCGAGCAUUUGGCCGUGUCAUCCAACAACGUGGGAGAUGAAGGCGCCGCCAUCAUCGCCGCCAGCCUCGGAAGUUUGCCUCGCCUCACCAGCCUGGAGAUCUGCGACAACUUCAUCCAGGAGCGGGGCAGCAUUGCCCUAGCAGAGGCGAUUGCCGGGGUUCCUCCUCCCGAGGAAGACGAGGGAGAUGAGGUCGCACAGGUACCGCUGCCAGUCCUCUCAGUGGACCUCAAGGGUAAUCGCAGCCGCGAGCUCGGCGCUCGACGCUGGGCAGAGGUGAUUUGCAACCACCCGGACCUGAAGUUCCUGAACUUGGCGCAGAAUGAGCUGGGCUGCCUGACCAAGGAGAUCUUCCUGGAUAUAGUUUGUGCUGCCGUGGCUUCGGCAUCUUUGAGCGUGCUGGACCUUCAAGACAACUUCCCCAAAGGUGGCUUCGGCAACUCGGAGAUGGGUCCGCCACCCCCGGAGGUCAUCGAGGAGCUUUUGGCAGAGCUCCCACCUGGAGAGUAUGACAAUGCUGAAGUUCGGAGAGGAGUCUUCAUCCGGAGACAUCGCGGAAGUGCGGACAAAAAGGGACGACAACCGCAACAAGGAUCUGCGCCGAGUCAGCGCCACACCCAUGCCGGGCAUACUGGGCACUCGCCGGUGGUCACUCAGCACACUCCGUCCUGAGUGCACCAGAUGCGAAAGGAUCCCCUUUGCCUUUUGGCGGCGAUUCACAGAGAAACUCAAUGAAUGUUUGGG
Effrenium voratum is the source of this 5575-nucleotide messenger RNA. Lineage: Eukaryota; Dinophyceae; Suessiales; Symbiodiniaceae. The record is from the annotation of a GenBank genome assembly.